AUGGCGGCGGCAGAGACAGCUCCCAUCCGUCCUCAGGGGCCGCUGAUGCUGGUGCGGUCGUGUCGUGCCUUGGAGCCUACCAAGAGAGCUGAUUCGGCUGUCCAUGCUGUGGUAGCGGUGGAAGCGUCUUGCGCCGUGAUGGGAGGGGAAGACACCGUCGAUUUUGAGAAGCUGGGUAAGGAGCUCAAAAUUGCUUCGCCGCUGGAGAUCAUAGAUCGGGCUCUGGAGAUGUUUGACAAUGAAAUUGUCAUUACUUUCAGCGGAGCAGAGGAUGUAGCUUUGAUAGAAUAUGCAAAAUUAACUAGUCGGCCAUUUAGAGCCUUCAACCUUCAUAUUGGGAGGUUGAAUCCUGAGACAUAUAAGUUCUUUGAUACUGUAGAGAAGUACUACAGGAUCAACAUCGAGUACAUGUUUCCUGAUGCAGGGGAAGUACAUGGCCUUGUUAGAAGCAAAAGCCUCUUCUCCUUUUCCGAAGAUGGGCAGCAGGAAUGCUCCUAG
Zingiber officinale is the source of this 498-nucleotide messenger RNA. RefSeq names its product probable 5'-adenylylsulfate reductase 1, chloroplastic. Gene Ontology annotation, molecular function: catalytic activity. Lineage: Eukaryota; Viridiplantae; Streptophyta; Magnoliopsida; Zingiberales; Zingiberaceae. Bases 1 to 498 code for a protein of 165 amino acids. The transcript has 2 exons. The record is from RefSeq and is a predicted model, not a curated record.